Messenger RNA from Pseudogymnoascus destructans, 2070 nucleotides. RefSeq lists its product as uncharacterized. The transcript has 3 exons. NCBI's taxonomy places the organism in Eukaryota, Fungi, Ascomycota, Leotiomycetes, Thelebolales, Thelebolaceae. The record is from RefSeq and is a predicted model, not a curated record. Gene Ontology annotation, biological process: coenzyme A biosynthetic process. Gene Ontology annotation, cellular component: nucleus; cytosol. The coding region runs from base 356 to 1726 and encodes 456 amino acids. Gene Ontology annotation, molecular function: pantothenate kinase activity; ATP binding.
UAUAAACAUAAGGUGUGUAUAUAUAUAUAUUACGCCUUUUCUCUUCCUAAAGACCAUGAUUAUCCAUUGCCCUGAGUAUCAGUAAUCCGUACUGCUUCCGUACGUAGACAAUUAUCAACUCCCUCGGGUAGAUGGGAACGAACGGAACCCUCUGAUAAGACCCUAUCGAUAACGAGGGUUUCGGCAAAGAAAAGGGACGACGCCGAGUCACCGUGACUAUUCUCCGAGGUCUCCAGAUCAUCCAGAGAAUGAGAUAUGCGACCCGGCAACAUCUAUAUAUACCAUCCUGAAUAGACUCGAGCUUGAACCAUCCAAGGCCGGAUAGGACAGGCAGCUCCCUCGCCACGGCCCUGCAAUGUCGCCGAUUCCGUCCCAUCCCGCAUCCCCCGCAGUGCUCAAGACCCUUGGCAAUGGAGGAGAAUACGAACACCACGAGCACCGGCGGACACGCACGAACACGGCCGAGAUAGAUAAUACCAUCAGCCAUCCGGGCUCAGUGAAGAUCAAUGUCGAGGGCGCCUUUAUUGUCGACAGGGACUCGACAUCGCCGAAUCGGUCCGGUGUCGAUGGGGCGAAUCAUGAGACGACCGAUAUUAGGCUGCCAAACCACACAGCUGUUGUGAGCCAUAUUGCUGUAGAUAUUGGAGGAUCUCUAGCGAAACUCGUAUACUUCUCACGCGAACCGCCACCAGCGAAGCCCGGCGGACGGCUGAACUUCAUGAGCUUCGAAACCGACAGGAUUGAUGACUGUAUAAAGUUCAUGAAACAGCUCAAACUCAAGCAGCAAGCACUGAAUGGCUCGAAGCCAGGCGAACUAUGCUUAAUGGCGACGGGUGGGGGCGCAUUCAAGUUCUACGACAAGAUAAAGGAGGCGCUGGGGGUUGAUAUUGUGCGAGAGGAUGAGAUGGAAUGCCUGAUUAUCGGUCUCGAUUUCUUCAUCACCGAAAUCCCUCGCGAGGUCUUCACUUAUAGCGAAACCGACCCAAUGCAAUUCGCCGAAGCACGAGCCGACAUAUACCCAUAUCUGCUUGUUAAUAUUGGUUCGGGUGUGUCUAUGAUCAAGGUUUCGGGUCCGAAGGAGUUCCAGCGAGUCGGCGGUACGUCGCUGGGUGGGGGAACUCUAUGGGGUCUCUUAUCGUUACUCACCGGUGCAAGAACGUUCGACGACAUGCUUGGAAUGGCCGAGCGUGGGGACAACACGAAAGUUGACAUGUUAGUCGGUGACAUUUAUGGCGCAGACUACGGCAAGAUAGGGCUGAAGUCAACGACGAUUGCGAGCAGCUUUGGUAAAGUGUUCCGCAUGAAGAGAGAGGCGGAGAUGGAGGCAGAAGACACCGGUGGCUUUCACGACGGCGUUGACCGCGAUAUUUCUCCCAUAAUAGAAGCUCCAUCACCACCAGCGCCGCCGGAUGAACCGAAGGACGCGCCCUUUGACGGGGCCGAUGUGUCACGAUCAUUGCUGUACGCGAUUUCCAACAACAUUGGCCAGAUCGCCUACCUGCAAUCGGAGAAACACAAGCUUGAACACAUAUAUUUUGGAGGAAGUUUCAUCAGAGGCCACAGGCAAACUAUGAACACACUGAGCUACGCCAUCAAGUUUUGGAGUCAGGGCCAGAAGAAGGCGUAUUUCCUGCGACACGAGGGCUACCUGGGAUCUGUUGGCGCGUUCCUGAAGAGACAGCCAAAGAACUGGGGUCGGAGAGGUAGUUUUGAUGAUGGUAUUUGAGGGCCGUUCAGGAGUGUAGAGGCAGCGAGAGACGCUGGAGGCAUGGAUGAGCAAGGACACCAGGAAGACUCAUCGGUUCUCUUGUAUGUCAUGCUUUAUGGAAGCGGAUAAUGCAUAGGGGUUUUGGGGCGCUUGGGAGCAUUUAUACAUUGUAGACAACUCAACGGGACGCAAUCAUUUUAGAAGCAUUGCAACAGUCUACGAACCAGCGGAGGCCAUUUGAUGCAAUUCUGAGUGGUGGACAAGUUCAUCAGAUAGAGCCCAUUGAAAUUUGGAUUGUACAGUACUUUACAUAUGCGCAGAAAAACAUCUGACUACAAUAUAUCACAUCGAUUGAAACACAA